Molecule: messenger RNA, 2634 nt
Organism: Scheffersomyces stipitis CBS 6054
Lineage: Eukaryota; Fungi; Ascomycota; Pichiomycetes; Serinales; Debaryomycetaceae
Gene: AFG3
Product: AAA family ATPase
Exons: 2
Coding region: 160-2523 (787 amino acids)
Biological process (GO): protein-containing complex assembly; mitochondrial protein processing
Cellular component (GO): membrane; m-AAA complex
Molecular function (GO): metalloendopeptidase activity; ATP hydrolysis activity; ATP-dependent peptidase activity
Source: RefSeq, a predicted model, not a curated record
GAAUACAUUUGCACAAUAGUGACAGAGUGGAGCUUGAUUUUAUACAACGGUUAGUACAUAUAUUAAUAAAAACUCGAUUUUCCAACAAUAUAUCGUACUCACUUUUCAUAUUUCAUUUUCCAAUUCCAUUUAGACCUUCACAAUUCAGUUUCGUAUGUCAUGUUGAUAAGCAAUUCCGUUCGUAUAAUAAGAGGCACGACUUCGCCGGUGCUGGUGCGGUCUAUCAAUUUUGCCUCUCGUGGUUUGCUUUCUCUGAAAAAUUCGCAAGUGAGGGCAUUCUCAUCGCUCAACAGCCAUUUACUAUUCAGGAACUCCCAGAUCACUCUCAAGGACAAAGAGAAUGACGACAAGAAAGAGGAAAAGCCAAAGAAGAAAGAAAUGGAUAAAGAGGAAAAGGACUUACGCGAAGAAAUCAAGGAAAGGUUAAAGAAAGAGAACCCUAAGAUAGACCCCAACAAUAUAAAAAUCUACCAGUUAGACAGUAAGACUAUCGCUCGUUAUGCAAUCUUGUCGACAAUCUUCACUGUCGUAUUAACCAUUUACGUUCUUUCUGGUGAUCGUGAAAAGAAUGAAUUAUCGUUCCAGGACUUCAAGACAAAUUAUCUUGAGAGAGGUCUCGUGACCAAGUUAACUGUGAUCAACAGAUUUGCUGUAGAAGCUGAAUUGAUUGCUGGUGCUGUUUCCGAUCAAACCUUUCAGACUUUGGGUGGAACCCCAGCUGUAGUUUUCACUAUUGGCUCUGUAGAAUUCUUUGAGGAAGAAAUGAAAAUAGUUCAGGACAAGCUUGGAAUCUCUGUGAACGAAAGAUUGCCCAUUGUUUACGAAGAACGAGGUUCAUGGCUCAACUACGUAUUGCCCAUCUUGCCCACAGUGUUGUUAAUUGGUGGAUUGUGGUAUUUAACGAUGAGAAGAACCACUCAGAAUGGAGGUGCUGGCGGUCCUGGAGGCAUCUUCAAGAUAGGAAAGUCCAAGGCUAAGUUGUUUAACCAGGAAACUGAAGUCAAAAUCAAGUUUAAAGACGUAGCUGGCUGUGACGAGUCGAAAGAAGAAAUCAUGGAAUUUGUCAAGUUCUUACAAGAUCCCAAGAAGUACGAGAGAUUAGGUGCAAAGAUUCCUAGAGGUGCCAUCUUGUCUGGACCACCAGGUACUGGUAAGACUCUUUUGGCAAAAGCUACUGCUGGAGAAGCCGGAGUACCAUUUUUGUCCGUGUCUGGUUCUGAAUUCGUGGAAAUGUUUGUAGGUGUAGGAGCUUCACGUGUUCGUGAUUUGUUCAAGACCGCUAGAGAAAUGGCUCCUUCGAUCAUUUUCGUGGAUGAAAUUGAUGCUAUUGGUAAAGAAAGAGGUAAUGGAAAGAUUGGAGGUAAUGAUGAAAGAGAAAAUACCUUGAACCAGUUGUUAGUGGAAAUGGAUGGUUUUGAAAGCGGAGACCAUGUAGUCGUUUUGGCUGGUACCAAUCGUCCAGACAUCUUGGAUAAAGCCUUGUUGAGACCUGGUAGAUUCGACAGACAUAUUUCUAUCGACACCCCAGACAUUGAUGGGCGUAAGCAAAUAUUUAAGGUCCAUUUAGCCAAGUUGACAUUGAAAUGCGACGAAGACAUCAAAGCUACACAAAAGGAUAUUGAUUUUGCCAAAUACCAAGAGUUGAAAUCCAAAGCUAUUGACGAUUUGGCUGGAAGAUUGAGUGCGUUGACCCCGGGCUUUGCUGGUGCUGAUAUUGCCAACUGUUGCAACGAAGGAGCUUUGAUUGCUGCAAGAGAAGAUGCCACUUCCGUAGAUGUGUACCAUUUUGAACAAGCCAUCGAGAGAGUAGUGGCUGGCUUAGAAAGAAAAUCCCGUGUUCUCAGCUUGGAAGAAAAAAAGACUGUUGCUUAUCAUGAAGCCGGUCAUGCUAUAUGUGGUUGGUUUUUAGAGUUUGCUGAUCCUUUAGUGAAGGUCUCGAUCAUACCCAGGGGCCAAGGGGCUUUGGGAUAUGCGCAAUACCUUCCUAAGGACCAGUACUUGAUUUCCAAGGAACAGUUCAUGCACAGAAUGACAAUGGCUUUGGGUGGAAGAGUCAGUGAAGAGCUUCACUUUGAAACUGUUACCAGUGGAGCUUCCGACGACUUCAAAAAGGUCACACAAAUGGCUCAACAGAUGGUGUUGAAGUUGGGAAUGUCCGAGAGUCUUGGAAAUAUCUGCUAUGAAUCCGGAGAUGACGGUAACGGGUUCAAAGUUCACAACAGCUACUCUGAGUCUACAGCCAGGCUAAUUGACACUGAAAUUAAAAGUUUCAUUGAUGAAGCUUACAUUGCCUGUCACAAAUUAUUGACGGAAAAGAUCGACUUGGUAGACAAGGUUGCUGAAGAAUUGUACAAGAAGGAAGUGUUGACCAGAGAAGAUAUGAUCAGAUUGGUGGGACCACGUCCUUUUGCCGAAAGAAACGAUGCCUUCGACAAGUACAUCAAGGGUACUGAUGCCUUUAAAGGUAGACCACUGGCCAAGGGCAAGAAGUAUGAGUUGAAUGACGACGAGGCUACCGCUUGAAUAUUCGUAUAUAUUCGAAAUGUUCCUGUAAAUAGACAAAAUUAGUACAUUUCUAAUUAUCCAAAAAUAUCAUUACAUAUAUAUACACUAAAUAUAACAUUUUCUGUAUCU